Molecule: messenger RNA, 1629 nt
Organism: Verticillium dahliae VdLs.17
Lineage: Eukaryota; Fungi; Ascomycota; Sordariomycetes; Glomerellales; Plectosphaerellaceae
Product: cytochrome P450 4A12A
Exons: 2
Coding region: 1-1629 (542 amino acids)
Molecular function (GO): iron ion binding; heme binding; monooxygenase activity
Source: RefSeq, a predicted model, not a curated record
AUGGGACUCCCCUGGCGCCCCAUCUCCUGGGCUUCGCUCGUCAUCGCCGUCUCUGUCUCUUACCAGCAGCCCGGUUUCUCACGCCAGUUGUUCCUAGGGGCCUUUGCCAGCUCAUGGCUGCUGUCGUUUCUAGGGUGGGUCGUCUGGGCCAUCUUCCUCUGGCCCAAACUGUUCUCUUCACUGCGAAGCCUGCCUGGGCCCAAUGAUGACCACUGGCUCAUGGGCCAAUUCCCAAAGAUUGGCGCCGAGGCCACAGGCUUACCCAUGAUGGAGUGGGUGAACACCAUCCCCCAUGACGGUAUCAUUCGGUAUCUUGGCUUCCUCAAUCAGGAGCGUCUCCUCAUUUCCUCACCCAAAGCGCUUUCUGAGGUUCUCGUCACACGCAACUACGACUUUGAGAAGCCGAGUUCCAUCCGUUGGUCUCUUGGUCGUAUCCUCGGUGUCGGCGUCCUCCUGGCCGAGGGCGAUGAGCAUCGCUUCCAGCGCAAGAAUCUCAUGCCCGCCUUCGCCUUCCGCCACGUCAAGGACCUCUACCCGGUCUUCUGGAACAAGGCCCGCGAGGGAGUGGCCGCCCUCUCCGAGCACGUCUCCAAGGCUGCCGCCGCUCCGGAUUCUACGGGUUCCACUGUCGUCGAGAUCAGCGGCUGGGCCUCUCGCGUCACACUCGACAUCAUUGGCAUCGCCGGCCUGGGUCGCGACUUUGGUGCCGUGCGGGACCCCAACAAUCCUCUCACCAAGACGUAUGAGUCCGUGUUCAAACCCAACAAGCAGGCCCAAAUCCUCGCCAUCCUGGGCCUCCUCCUACCGGGACCAAUCGUCAGCGCUCUGCCUCUCAAACGCAACGGCGAUAUUGCUGAGGCCUCGGCCGUCAUUCGCGCCACCUGCCGCGAGCUCAUCCAAGAAAAGAAGGCCAACAAGACUCGCAGCACCGACAUACUGUCCGUGGCCCUCGAGAGCGGCGCCUUCACCGAUGACAACCUUGUCGACCAGAUGAUGACCUUCCUCGCCGCCGGCCACGAGACGACCGCGUCGGCCAUGACCUGGGCCAUCUACCUGCUGUGCCUGCACCCUGACGUCCAGUCUCGCCUCCGCGACGAGGUCCGCCGCAAUCUCCCCUCCCCCAACGACGCUGGAACUUCCGUCUCGGCCCCCGACAUUGACCGCCUCCCCUACCUGUCCGCCGUCUGUGCCGAGGUCCUGCGCUACUACGCCCCCGUCCCCAUGACCCUGCGCGAGGCCGUCCGCGAUACUACUGUCGACGGCGUCCACGUCCCGCGGGGCACACGCAUCAUGCUCUGCCCGUGGUCCGUCAACAAGGACGUUUCACUCUGGGGCCCCGACGCUUCCUCUUUCCGACCCGAGAGGUGGCUGGGCGCCGGCUCCGGUAGCGGUGGCGCCAGCAGUAACUUUGCUUACAUGACGUUCCUGCACGGGCCGCGGAGUUGCAUCGGGCAGGGCUUUGCUAAGGCCGAGUUCGCCUGCAUACUAGCUGGCUGGAUCGGGCGGUUUGAGUUUGGGCUCGCGAACCGGGAUGAGUAUGACGAGAAGAAAUUGGAGAUCAAGGGUGGUGUCACGGCGCGGCCGGCGAAAGGUUUGCGGGUGCACACGCGUGUCGUCCCGGGAUGGUGA